ACUGUUGACUUUUUCUUGUUAAAAUCGUCUACAAGUUCACCAACAGAACUCGAGCGAGCAACCAUGGAUCAGAUAGUCCACAAGUCCGUGGAAGUCAACGGAGUGAAGCUCCACUUAGCCGAGAUCGGAAGCCAGUCGUCGCCGGUGGUGGUGUUCCUCCACGGUUUCCCGGAGAUAUGGUACAGUUGGCGCCACCAGAUGGUUGCCGUCGCCAAUGCCGGAUAUAGAGCUAUUGCUCCCGAUUGUCGAGGCUACGGACUUUCAGAUCCACCUCCAGACACCGAGAAAUUCGGAUUCUCCGAUCUCGUCGACGAUCUUCUCGCAAUCCUUGAUUCCCUUGGAAUUGACAAGAUUUCCAUAAUUGCUAAAGAUGCCGGAACUAGACCUGCUAACCUGUUUACGCUGCGGUAUCCUACAAGGGUAACCGGAAUCAUAUCACUUGGAAUACCACAUUCGCCCUUCGGACCCCCUGCAUUCCUCAAAGAGUUGCCGGAAGGUUUCUACAUCAAUAGAUGGAGGGAAUCAGGAAGAGCGGAAGCUGAUUUUGGGCGUUUUGAUGCAAAAACAGUUGUACGAAACAUUUAUAUCUUGUUUUCCAGGACUGAAAUUCCAAUCGCCGAUGAGAGCCAAGAGAUUAUGGAUAUAGUUGGCCCAUCGACACCUCUGCCGCCGUGGUUCACGGAGGAGGAUCUUUCGGUCUACGGAGCUCUGUAUGAGAAAUCCGGUUUUCUUAAUCCACUCAAAGUUCCCUACAGGUCAAUGGAUGAAGAAUAUGACAUAGCAGACCCGGUAAUCAAGAAUCCGAUGUUGCUGAUUGUAGGGGAGAAAGACUAUUUCUUUAAGUUUCCAGGAGUGGAAGGCUUUGUGAAGAGUGGAAUGGUUCAACAUUUUGCGACGAAUUUGGAGAUAGAAUAUGUGCCUGAAGGAAGCCAUUUUGUUCAAGAACAGUUUCCCGACAAGAUUAAUCAACUAAUUCUCGCAUUCCUGCAUAAACAUAGCUCGUGAUAAUCAUGUGGGGUCUUCAGAGUUCAGAUGCUAGAUGUUUUAAACCCUAUUUAAAUAAAAUGUAUGAUUAAAUAUCAAUGUCUCAUAUGGAGUUAUUGUUGGUUCAUCAAUCCAAGUAUCUUGUAUCAUGUUAUGUUGAUACGUUCCACUUUGAUAAUUAUGGGAAAUUUUUCAGAAAA
Messenger RNA from Lactuca sativa (garden lettuce), 1184 nucleotides. RefSeq names its product epoxide hydrolase 1. Gene Ontology annotation, molecular function: catalytic activity. The record is from RefSeq and is a predicted model, not a curated record. NCBI's taxonomy places the organism in Eukaryota, Viridiplantae, Streptophyta, Magnoliopsida, Asterales, Asteraceae.